Vanderwaltozyma polyspora DSM 70294 is the source of this 972-nucleotide messenger RNA. RefSeq names its product Lsb5p (gene LSB5). Lineage: Eukaryota; Fungi; Ascomycota; Saccharomycetes; Saccharomycetales; Saccharomycetaceae. Bases 1 to 972 code for a protein of 323 amino acids. Gene Ontology annotation, cellular component: actin cortical patch. The transcript has a single exon. The record is from RefSeq and is a predicted model, not a curated record. Gene Ontology annotation, biological process: endocytosis; actin cortical patch localization; actin filament organization.
AUGGGGUUCCUAACUGAGCAUCCACAUACUGUUGUGUCUGACACAAUUGAUUCGUUGGUUAAAACUCGUAAUGACAAUGAUUUGGAAAUUAGGAUUUAUGAUCUAAUUGAUGAGAUCAGAAGUAGAUACAAGGAAGAGUAUAAUGAGAAUCAAGCUGAAGCAGCAAGGAAAUUAAGAAAAUUGUUAAAAUAUAGUGAUAAAUCAGAGGUAAAACGUAAUUGUUUUAAUAUAUUAGAUUGUUUUAUCACUAAUGGUAUCAAAUUUGAAGUAAUUUAUAAUGAUAGCAAACUAUUAUUGGUUUUAAAGCAGUCUGCCACCAUUAAUAAAAAUUAUGCCAGAUUUGUUUAUAAUUGGUACAGUUAUAUUAAAGAAAAUGGAUUGACGGAUAGCUAUUGUUAUAUUGGUUUGCAGGAUCUUUAUAAUUCAGUUAAAAAGUCCGCUUCAACUUCCUCAAGAAGAACUGUAUUUGAUGUCAAUAAAGAGAUUCCAAAAAUUAAGGAAUUAAUCGCAGAUGCUUUGUCAGUAUCGAUUGCUUUAAAUAAUGCAUUGUUAAGAUUGAAACCUGGAGUGUACUCAAUUGAUGAUGAACAAUCCACUGCCUGUUUCAUUAAAGCCAGAGAAAUCAGAAGAAAAAUAUUGAAAUAUUUACAGAUUAUUCAAUCUGGUGACUUGCUUGGUGGAUUAAUUCAUGCUAACGAUGAAAUUGUCACGUCCCUAAAGAAGUAUGACGCACAAAGUGGUAUUGAUGAAUAUGAUAAAAAUAAGUACGACAAUUCAAAUGACGAUUAUGGAUUUGAUGACAAUGAAGAUGGUGAAUCUUCCUAUUAUGAAACUGACGACGAAUCAACAUUCUCCAGAGAUAAUAAUAAUAAUAAUAAUAAUAAUGAUAACGUUUUUAAUAAACAGACGAAUAAAAGCAAUUAUAGAAGCAGUGGUGGGUCGAAUCCAUUUGGUGACGAUAAUAUGAUCUAA